Physcomitrium patens is the source of this 1546-nucleotide messenger RNA. RefSeq names its product ATP-dependent Clp protease proteolytic subunit-related protein 3, chloroplastic. Gene Ontology annotation, cellular component: endopeptidase Clp complex. Gene Ontology annotation, biological process: protein quality control for misfolded or incompletely synthesized proteins. The record is from RefSeq and is a predicted model, not a curated record. Lineage: Eukaryota; Viridiplantae; Streptophyta; Bryopsida; Funariales; Funariaceae. Gene Ontology annotation, molecular function: ATPase binding; serine-type endopeptidase activity; ATP-dependent peptidase activity.
CUCCGUGUCUCAAGCCCUAAUCGACAAUAUUUGCGAUGAGGACGAAGACGACGAGGAGGAGGAAGGGGAGGAUCGAUCCAGCGGCAUUUCGUGAACCCACUUCCCUCCACCAACACCGACUCUAUCGACAUCAGAAUUUGGGUCGCUCGCAGCUCAAAUCGCGAGCUUCUGCAAAAAAACUCGAGUUGGUCGUGGAAUUGAAGGAAUAGUGGAGUUGAAAAGCGAGAAGUCAUGGCGCUGCUUGAUAGCGAUGUGCUGCGCUGGCUGUGUCAAACUCCGAAGAAGAAUCUGGAUUCGUUAAUGAGGGUGUCGCAAAGGUUGCCCCGAGCAGGACCUGCGAGGGUGAGUAUGGGAAUGGGUUUGAAACACCCGCAUUCUCCGAACGAUCCUUUUCUGGCCAAGCUCGCUGCGGCUGCAUCCACUGAAAUGGGGAAAGCUCAAUUGGCUGGCGCGAGCGGUGUUUCUGAUGGCCCCCCGUUGUUGGAUAUUUUGUCGAACCCGGUGAUGAUGGCAGCUCCAGCUCAGGUGGAGAGGUCAUCUGGCUACAACGAGCACAGGCCCCGUCGGCCACCUCCUGACCUUCCUUCAUUGCUCUUGAAUAGCAGAAUUGUGUACAUUGGAAUGCCUCUUGUUCCCGCGGUUACCGAGCUAGUGAUUGCCGAGUUACUUUACUUGCAGUAUGCGGACCCUCGGCAGCCUAUCUAUGUGUAUAUUAAUUCUACUGGAACCGCUCGUGCCGACGGUGAAACGGUUGGCUUGGAGACAGAAGGAUUCGCAAUUUAUGACACUCUGAUGAAUGUUAGAAAUCAGAUUCAAACCGUAGCAGUAGGUGCCGCUAUUGGACAAGCUUGUUUGCUUUUAGCAUCAGGAGACAAGGGCAUGCGCUACAUGAUGCCUCACGCUACAGCCAUGAUUCAGCAACCUAGAUUACCGUCCACAGGCCAGAUGUCUGCGAUUGACGUUCAUAUUAGAGCGAAGGAGUUGAUCAAUAAUAGGGAUACACUUGUUGGGUUACUUGCAAAGCAUACUGGCAAUCCUGUUGAGAAGGUUGCCAAAGUGAUGGAAAGGCCUUUCUACAUGAAUCCUAAGAAAGCGGUGGACUUUGGUGUUGCUGAUAAGAUAUUGUGGCGAGGUCAAGAAGCUAUGGCCGAGACGAUGAAGGCAGAGGAUUGGGACAAGGGUGCAGGUAUUCGAGUGGUGGAGCGUCCCGCAUCGUAUGGAGCUGGAGACACUGGCCUUGGCUAAUCCUUCAACAUUUCUGCUCGGACAAUCAGAAGCUUGUAGAUUUUUUUAUUAUAUUAUAUUUUAUUUAUUUAUUUUUCCCCCUUCCCCUGGGUGCAGAAUCAAGCAAGAAGUGUUAUUUUUUUGCACACUGUGCAAACCAUGCCAUGAAUUGGCCUUUGCUGAGCCUUUUACAGGUCAUCCACCAGAUUGGAAGAUUUUGUCCACUUGGUAUUGCUGUUCCAUAUCUGUAGCAUUUGUUUCGUAAUAUAGCAUUGUUAUGCAACUCAAUUCUUAUUCAUUUAUUGAUUUUUUGAUCAUAGUA